Delphinapterus leucas (beluga whale) is the source of this 5001-nucleotide messenger RNA. The record is from RefSeq and is a predicted model, not a curated record. NCBI's taxonomy places the organism in Eukaryota, Metazoa, Chordata, Mammalia, Artiodactyla, Monodontidae.
GGCCCGGAGCGCGGCGGGCGCGUACCUCCCUUUCAGGACCGUGCGCCGGCUCGCGCCUUUGAAGUGCACAGUGAAAUCCACGGCGCAGUUUUUGUUGGAAGCGCCCGGAGGACGUUGGGUGCCCGGAGUGGUUGCUGGAAGCGGGGCCCGUGUCGAAAGCCGGGCCGGGCGGGGGCCGGAGGAGCCGAGGGCGGCCGCGGCGGGGGCGAGGCCCACUCGUAUCUUCCGCAGAAAGAGGGGCGGCGGGGCGCGCCUCUGCCCCCUCCCUCGCCGCCGGGUUCCCCGCACUCCCUCCCCGGCCGCGCGACUCCCCCAUGUUCCCCGACGCCGGGACCGGCCCGGGGGGGCCCGGGGCCGCGGCGGCGAGCCGAUCCGGGGGCCGGGGCCGAGGCCCUGCCCAGGGCGCCCGCGAGGUCUGGGCGCUGAGCCCGCGCGCGGACCCCUGAAAGGAGGCUCAGAUGAGUCCCUGCUGACUUGAGAGAGAAAGAGAGACCACGCUGAUUGCUGAGAGGAACUGGAAGGAGAAAAAAAAAAUUCCUCAACUCAGCGAGAAGAACUCACUCGCCAUGAGCAGCGCUGUGUUGGUGCCUCGCCUCCCAGACCCCAGCAGCAGCUUCCGCGAGGAUGCCCCGCGGCCCCCAGUGCCGGGCGAAGAAGGGGAGACCCCACCGUGCCAGCCCGGGGUGGGAAAGGGCCCGGUCGCCAAACCCCUGCCUGUCUCCUCCAAUGCCAGAAGGAAUGAGGACGGGUUGGGGGAGCCGGAGGGGCGGGCGUCUCCGGAUUCCCCUCUGACCAGGUGGACCAAGUCCCUGCACUCCUUGCUGGGUGACCAAGACGGUGCUUAUCUCUUCCGGACUUUCCUGGAGAGGGAGAAAUGCGUGGAUACCUUAGACUUCUGGUUUGCCUGCAAUGGAUUCAGGCAGAUGAACCUGAAGGAUGCCAAAACUUUACGAGUAGCCAAAGCGAUCUACAAGAGGUACAUCGAGAACAACAGCAUUGUCUCCAAGCAGCUGAAACCUGCCACCAAGACCUACAUCAGAGAUGGCAUCAAGAAGCAGCAGAUCGAUUCUGUCAUGUUUGACCAGGCGCAGACUGAGAUCCAGGCGGUGAUGGAGGACAAUGCUUACCAGAUGUUUCUGACUUCUGAUAUAUACCUCGAAUACGUGAGGAGUGGGGGUGAAAACCCAGCCUGCGUGGGCGGCGGGGGGCUGGGGAGCCUGAAGCUCGUGUGUGGCUACCUCCCCACGCUGAAUGAGGAGGAAGAGUGGACUUGCGCCGACUUCAAGUGCAAACUGUCCCCCAGCGUGGUCGGCUUGUCCAGCAAAACCCUGAGGGCUACAGUCGGUGUGAGGUCCACAGAAACUGUGGAGAAUGGACACAGGAGGAGCGACCCGGUGAAUCCGUACCACGUGGGUUCUGGCUGCAUCUUCGCGCCAGCCACCAGCGCCAACGACAGCGAGAUAUCCAGUGAUGCGCUGACCGACGAUUCCAUGUCCAUGACGGACAGUAGCGUAGAUGGAAUCCCUCCUUACCUCGGGGGGAGUAAGAAACAGCUCCAGAGAGAAAUGCAUCGCAGCGUGAAGGCCAACGGCCAGGUGUGCCUACCUCAUUUCCCGAGAACCCACCGCCUGCCCAAGGAGAUGACCCCCGUGGAGCCCGCUGCCUUCGCGGCCGAACUCAUCUCCCGGCUGGAGAAGCUGAAGCUGGAGCUGGAGACGCGGCACAGCCUGGAGGAGCGCCUGCAGCAGAUCCGAGAGGACGAGGAGAAGGAGGGCUCCGAGCUGGCGCUGAGCGCCCGGGAGGCGGGGCCCACCCAGCACCCCCUCUCCCUCUUGCCAUCGGGCAGCUACGAGGAGGACCCGCAGACCAUCCUGGACGACCACCUGUCCAGGGUCCUCAAGACCCCCGGCUGCCAGUCCCCGGGCGUGGGCCGCUACAGCCCCCGCGCACGCUCCCCGGACCAGCAUCGCCGCCACCACCUCCUGCAGCACCGCGCGCCCCCGCCCCCCGGGGGCCCGCUGCUCCCCGCCACCGCCGCCGCAGCCGGCUGCCCCCUCCUCGGGGCCCGGGGCUUCGUGAGCAGGCAGACAACGAAGCACGUCCACCACCACUACAUCCACCACCAUGCCGGCCCCCGGACCCGGGAGGAGGUGGAGGCCGAGGCCGCCCAGCGCGCGCGCUGCCCCUGCCCCGUCCCCACCCCCGGGGGCUCCGACUACCCCUGCUGCGCCAAGUGCAAGAGCCACCCCGGGGCGCCGGAGCCCGCGGCGGCCGCGCAGGCUGGCGGCCGCGGCCGAGGCGCCGUCCCACCCCGACGGAGCGGGAGAGGCUCGGAGCCAGGCCCGGCUGGGCCAGCCCGGGAAGGAGGGGCCCCCGGCGGAGCGGGGCCGCUGCAGCCGCCCGGGGAGGAGGGAGACCGGGCACAGGACGUAUGGCAGUGGGUGCUGGAGAGCGAGCGUCCGGGCAAGCCCAAGCCGCACAGUGCCCAAAGCACCAAGCGGGCCUAUCCCUUGGAGUGCGCCCGAGCGUCCCCAGCCGGCCGUCACCACCUGUGGGUGGGCAGCAGCGGGCACCCCCGCGCCACCCCCCGUGCCCACCCGUUCACCCAGGACCCUGCGGUGCCUCCCCUGACCCCACCCAACACCCUGGCGCAGCUGGAGGAGGCCUGCCGCCGGCUGGCGGAGGUGUCCAAGCCCCCAAAGCAGCGGUGCUGCGUGGCCAGUCAGCAGAGGGACAGGCACCACUCGGCCACUGGUCAGCCAGGAGCCACGCCCUUCUCCAGCCCAAGCCUGGCUUCGGAAGAUCACAAAGAGCCAAAGAAGCUGGCAGGGGUGCACGCUCUCCAGGCCAGCGAGCUGGUGGUCACCUACUUCUUCUGCGGGGAGGAAAUCCCGUACCGGAGGAUGCUGAAGGCUCAGAGCCUGACCCUGGGCCACUUUAAAGAGCAGCUCAGCAAAAAGGGAAAUUAUAGACACAAGGUGAAACUAAUUACACAAGUGUGCCCCCCAGGGAUUCAUUUUGAUCUCAGCUUUGGCUCGGCUGGACUUUGGAACCGCAGGUGACCUUCAGGGGAGCAGGGCCGAGGGGCGCUGAGCAGAGGCUGCAGGGACGGCUCCACACGCAGCCACUCGAGCCUCGUCUGGCUCGGAGUGUUUUCUAAGGCACACUCAGCAAGCCUGGCUUUGAAGCCCCAGCCUCCCCUUUAAUGCACACAGACUCGCACACAUGGGCGACUGGCACAUUCCUUGCUGAUUGGGUCAGGCUGCGGCCCUUCCCAGCCGCCUUAGGCGGCUCCACCGGCUCCCCGGGCCGGAGCUGGACCCUUUGCCCGCUGGUCGGGAGGGCACCGGGCGCCGCGCCUCGUCCUCCCGGCGGGGUGGCACUGCAACACUCUCCUCACACCCCUCUCCGCCGCCCGCCAUCCGGAGCCCAGCGAGGAUGGGGGCGGGGAGCGGGGACCUGGGCAGAGCUUCAGAGCAGCCCCUGCAGACGUGCCAGAUGGCAGAAGGAAGCAGAGUUUGCCACAAAGCAGGUCGCAGUGGAGGAGAAGCUGAGGGCAGCUCAGUGCCUUUGAAGUCUGGGGGCGCAGGGGAGGGCUGGGGAGGAGGUCGCAGUCAGGGACAAGGUCACUCACUGCGUGUCUCUGCUCAGAGGGGCCGGGAGAGCCCCCAUGCUGGGCCCGAGGCCUGCCCGGGGUGGCGUAGGCAUUGGAGCCUCUCAUUUAGAAAGAACUCCCCCCGCUGCCCAGGGUCUCCUGUGCACGGCGCCCCUCCCCCAGCUCUCAUCGGGCCCCCCGGGACUCUGCCCUCCUCGUGCCAGAGGGUCUUCUCCGCUGACCCCCUCGAGCUGGGCGGUCACCCCGAUGCCUUAGCCCAGCCGGGAACGCCAGAAACCCAGACCCUUGACUAAAUGCAGCUGUUUCACUGGGUUUAGCCUUAUCUCCUAUGAAAGUACUUGGCUGGCCUUCAUUAAAGAGGAAAAAAAUUUAGCUCUAACCAAGGGGAAUUGAAAAAAACUUUUUAAGGAGAAAAGACAAAAACAGAAAACCACUGUAACCCUGAGACACAAUUACUUUUUUUUUUUUGGGAAGCUAUUACCCUCCCCCCAGGGGACCGUGACCCUCCCUCCACGAGUGGCCUUUAUUGGCUGAAGAUGACAGCUUGCAGGGGCGAGUUUAAAGUGUCUGAGGGGUCUCCCUGGCCUGGGACGGGGAGGGAUAGGCCUUGGCUUCGUGUCCUGGGAAGGGUCUCGGGUGGGCCUGGCCGAGCGGGACAGCAGUUUUCACACAUGACUCUCCUGGGACAGGCUGGUCGUUUGCGUCCUUACAGCUAAACAGGCUUCAAGCAAGAAGCCGGGGUGGGAUGGAAGGAGCUUUUUUAAUCAGCUGGCAGAAUAGGGGCCUUUAGCGUUUGCCCUGGAGGAGGGGAGGGAAGGGGCCGGGCAGAGGGGAGAGCAGCGGGUUCUCGGUGGCUGCAACCCCGGGAAGCAGUGGGCUGCCCGCCUCCUGCGGUGACCACAGGGGAAGCAGCCUGUCCUGGCCCCGCCAGCCCGAGCUGUGCCCGACACCAGCCGGGAGGGCUGGCCCUUGGGCGCUGGAGGGCAGGGAGCCUGAGAGGUGCCAGCCUUCCGCAGGCUCCUACCGGGUCGGGGGGCUGAGUCGGGGGUCUCUUUGAGGGACCCACCCCUCCAGGCACGCCUUGCGCUCUCCCGCCCCUCCCCCCAAAAAUGGGGAGAAAGAAGCAGCCGUCCUCUGCAAAGGGUACCUCUCACCGUGUGUGUCGGGUGACGGUGCUGGGCCUCUGCAUUGUUGGCAGCUGGGGGUGCCCAGCCGCCGCCGCCUCCGGGGUCCCUGCCUGGCUUUGCCCUCCCACCAGCCGCACGAAGCAGACACCCGGGCGGAGACUUCCCUGCCGCCCGCGGUAGCAGCAUUCUCAGACCCCUUCGCCCCCAGCGCUGACAGACUCUCCUCUCAAACCCAGUAGAAAAUGCAGCUUUACCAAG